This is a messenger RNA of Drosophila elegans, 8340 nucleotides long. RefSeq names its product probable histone-lysine N-methyltransferase CG1716 (gene Set2). Gene Ontology annotation, molecular function: histone H3K36 methyltransferase activity; protein binding; DNA binding. Bases 245 to 7816 code for a protein of 2523 amino acids. The transcript is spliced from 5 exons. Gene Ontology annotation, biological process: regulation of DNA-templated transcription. The record is from RefSeq and is a predicted model, not a curated record. Gene Ontology annotation, cellular component: nucleus; chromosome. Lineage: Eukaryota; Metazoa; Arthropoda; Insecta; Diptera; Drosophilidae.
AGGGGGGUGGAGAGCGUAUCAGAAGACACGGAUAAAGAAGAAGAGAAACAAAAAAAAUAUCAAAGGGAAGGAUGUUGGUGUAUGCAUGUGAGAGCAAGUGCAGUAGAUAGCUGUAAAUUCGAGAUGACGAUGACACAAAAAACCCAAAUUGCGCUGUAAUUCGAAACGAAAUUGCGACCGAAAACGAAGUUCUCGUUUCUACGCUUGUGAUUUGCAGCCCCCAGCCCAGCAGCAUUGGUCCGCAAUGGAGGAGUCGUCCGCUUCGCCCAAUCCAGCUGCAGUUGCGUCACGUGGCCGCGGACGUGGGCGGCCGCCGAAAAUAGCGCCUCCCGCCGAUGGACCCGUCACCGCCCCCAUACCCAAUACGCCCGCCCCCAUCCCCAAUCCCAGCCCAAAGGAUGCGUCGUCGUCACCCACUCCGCCGGAGGAUCCAGAUGGCGGGCCGAACGAGUGUCGCCGCAGUUCGCGCAAGAAGAUCAUCAAGUUCGAUGUGCGGGAUUUGCUGAAUAAGAAUCGAAAGGCGCACAAGAUCCAGAUCGAGGCACGCAUCGAUUCCAAUCCAAGUCCCAGUUCGUCGUCGUCCACAGCGACGUCGACAUCGACCUCCACACCCAAUCGCUUGUUCUCCAUGUUCGAGAGCAGCCAUCAGUCGUUAGCGAAGCCGCCCCCGCCACCGCCGCCAUCCGCCCUGGAGAUCUUCGCCAAACCGAGACCCACCCAGAGCCUGAUUGUGGCCCAGGUGAGCAGCGAGCCGUUGGCUUCCGUCCAGACGCUGGCCAACCUGCCCGUGGUGGUGGCCGCCCGCAAGCGGGGUCGUCCGCGGAAGAGCCAACCCUCGUUGAUACCGGAGGCUCCGGCGGCUCCGGCCAGUUUGGUGCCGCCCAGCUGCUCCGACUCCGAUACCAACUCCACCAGCACGAGCAGCAACUCCACCGGCAGCAGUGGCGACAGCGGCGGCGAGCCAGCUGCCCUUGUCAAACGGAAGCCCAAGUCCAAGCUGCGCGUCUCCCUCAAACGCUUGAAUUUGGCCCGCCGGCAGGAGUCCUCCGAUUCCGGCGACAUGGCCAUGGGCAACUCGCCGCCUUCGCCGUCGUCUUCGUCGCCGGAGGUGGAGGUGAUGGUGGAGCCGCCUGCCCUGCAGGAUGACAAUGCCCUGGACGAGCAGCCCGACAACGAACAGGAGGUGUCGCGCAUAGUGGUGGCCGCGGAUAACUCCGAUUCCGACUCGCAGAUCAUAUUCAUUGAGAUCGAAACGGAGAGUCCCAAGGCAGAGGAGCCCCAAGAAGUGGCCAACAAGCUGGGUCAAACGUCCGAUGCCGAGCAAGAUCUUGACGAGAUUAUGGUGGAGGUGUUGAGCGGACCGCCCAGUCUGUGGUCCGCCGAUGACGAGGCCGAGGAGGAGGAGGAUGCGGCAGCAGCAGCGGCAGAAGCAGCAUCAGCAGCAGCAGCAGCAUUAGCAGUGAAAGACAGAGCCACCCCGCCAAGCGGAGAACCGGAGGCCGAGUCCUCGUCACCAGCACCACGACGCAGCAGGAGAUCCGCGCAGCCACGCGGCAGCAGUCGACAGGGUAAGACCCUCGAGGAGACCUUCGCCGAGAUAGCCGCCGAGAGCAGCAAGCAGAUCCUGGACGCCGAGGAGUCCCAGGACCAGGAGGAGGAGCAGCACAUGCUGAUCGAUCUCAUCGAGGACAGUCAGAGCCAGCCGACGGAGGAGGCUCCCAGUCCCAAGAUCACGCCCAUCGAAAACGUGGAGUUGCCGGAGGUAGAAGUGGAGAUUAAAUCGGUGCCGGAGACGGAGGUUAUCACUGCCAAGAAGGAGUCCAUCGCAGAGGCCAAGCCAGUUGCUCCACAGCCCGAAAAUGUUAUUUCGGAAUCUGAAAUGAACUCGAAUGUAGCCAAUCCAGAGCCAAAGGAGAAACCUAAAGCGAUACCAGGAUUGGAAUUGAUAGCCAAUGAUGUUCCACAAUCAGAAACGGUCACCAAAGGUGUUCCAACAUCAGAAUUGGUCACCAAAGAUGAUCCAAAGCCAGCAGAGAUUACGAAAACCAUGAGAGAGACCACCAUAGAUGUUCAGACCGUAAAGAAAGUGGUUAAAACAUUAGUUUCAGAAACUAAACCAUCAACAGAAGUGAUUUUGCCGGAGAAGAAACCGUUUAAAGAAGCCGUUCAAGAGUCGGAGACAAAGGAUGAACCUUAUCCAGAGCUGGCAAAGAACGAUCUGCCCGAAUCCAAACCAGUGGACGCCAUUCCUCAGGCCAAACGGAUUCCGCCUUCAGAAGCCGAAGCUCAGGGGAAUCAGAUAACAUUUUCAGAACCAGACACCCGAGCCAAGGAAAUUGGAGUCGAGCAGAAUGGUGCUCAGGCGGCACUGCCCACAGUGGAGAAAUCGGUGGAGAUGGAGAGGACUGAGUCUCCGACUGAAAUUACUGCACUUAAGACUGAGUCAGCCAGCGAGAAGGAGCAGGCAGCCGUCGUUCCAGCUGAAUCGAUGGCCACGAAUGAAGAUCCGGAAGUGUCAAAAUCCCUGCCAGAAAUUAAGGAAAAGAAAGAGGAGAAACCGGCUGCUGUGAUCGAGAAGAAGGAGCGUAAGAAGUCCCUCACAGAGGUGGCUUCUAAGCAGGAAAAAGAAGCUGAGAAAUCUCCAUCCAUGGAUAGGAAGGAUGAUGCUUCGGUUACGAAGCGUGAUGAAGUCGACAUUUCUUCAGUUUCGCAUAAAAAAGAUGAGGAAUUGCAGAAAUCCCCUCCAGAAAAUACGACUCUAAUGCAAAAAGAGGCAGUAGAGUCAUUAAAAGAAGUGGCCAUGGAGAAGGAAAUGGAAGUGGAAACGAAAGAAGUCACUGCCAAGAAAGAAAGUGAAAAGGAGACAUCGCCAGCAGUAGAGAAGAAGGAACUGGAUAAAUCCUCAACCAACACGACAACUCAAAGGGAAAACGAAACUGCCACAAGCCCACCGGAAGUGGCUGCCUCGGAGAAGAAGGAGCCACUAAGAUGCCCGCCAGAGAUCUCGAAAUCAUGUCCACCAGAUCACGCCACGCCCAAUGAAUCUGCAGCAGCUGAGGCGGCCAAAGAGGAGCAGCCUGGGAGGAAGCAAGCCAGCGAAUAUGCCACACCUUCUUCCGGCAAAUCCAAGGAGAAAUCCUCGCCAGCUUUCGUUGAGUGCGAUGCCAUGUUCAAGGCCAUGGACAAGGCCAAUGCCAAGAUGCGUCUCGACGAGAAGAGCAAGAAGAAGCAGAAGAAAGUGCCGCCCAAGGUGGACUCACCCGUUCCCAAUGCCGCCUCCUCCACGCCGACUCUUGGCCAGAAGUGCAAGUCAUUGGCGAGCAAGCAAGGCACACGCCGUAACACCAUCUAUGAGGAUUCACCCAAGCUGGAGCGGAACAGCUCACCCAGCUCCGAUUCCACCCAGCAAAAGAAGUCAUUGGCCAGUAAGACCGGGUCACGUCGAAACACCAUCUAUGAGGAUUCACCCAAACUGGAGAGGAACAGCUCGCCCAGCUCCGAUUCCACCCAUGUACCCAUGUCGACUGGCAAGCUAAAGCGAUCGAAGCCCAAGAAGAAGCUGAAUCCAAGGCGCAGCACAAUCUGUGAUGAAGCCAAAGAUCUCCGGACCGGCAUCAGUCCACCCACGGAGGAGCUGAUGGCCGCCAGUUCGCCAGUUUCCUCCUCAUCCGAAUGCUCGGCGAAGCGAACGAAGCGAGGCUCCAAGUUGGAUCUGCGUCGCAACACCAUUUGCGAGGAUCGUCAGGCCGAGACCUCCACGCCCGUGCCGCUCACCAAGCGCCGCUUCUCGAUGCAUCCGAAGGCGUCGGCCAAUCCGCUGCACGACACCCUCCUGCGAACCUCGUCGGCCAAGAAGAGGGGUCGCAAGCAGGGCAAGGCAUCGCUGAGCCGCCAGAAUUCGCUGGACUCCAGUUCGAGUGCUUCGCAAGGAGCGCAGCAGCAGAAGAAGAAGGCACGCAAGUCGGCGGAAUCCCUGCAUGCGGCCCUCAUGGAAACCGAGUCGUCCGAGUCCACCUCCUCGGGCAGCAAACAGCAGCAGCGACGCUGGGAUGUGCACACCUCGCCGGAACCGCUGGACACCACCACAACCAAUCCCCUGAGUGACAUUGCCAAGUUCAUCGAGGACGGUGUGAAUCUGCUCAAGCGCGACUACAAGGUGGACGAUGAGCAGCGGGAGGAGGGCAAGACACGGACGCCAGACACCGAGGAGGAUGAGUUUGCGCAACGAGUGGCCAAUAUGGAGACACCGGCCACCACACCCUCACCCUCUCCCACGCAAUCCAAUCCCGAGGAUUCCGUCUCCACCACAAAUCUUUUGCAGGAGAGCGCUGGCGGAGGAGGAGGCGGCGGAGGAGGCGGCGGAGGAGGAGGAGGAGGAGUGCGUCGCUCGCAUCGCAUCAAACAGAAGCCGCAGGGACAGAGGGCCAGCCAGGGCAGAGGAGUGGCCAGCAUGGCCCAGGCACCGAUCAGCAUGGACGAGCAGCUGGCCGAGUUGGCCAACAUCGAGGCCAUAAACGAGCAGUUCCUGCGCAGCGAGGGCUUAAACACUUUCCAGCCGCUGAGGGAGAACUACUACCGCUGCGCCAGGCAGGUUAGCCAGGAGAACGCUGAGAUGCAGUGCGACUGCUUCCUCACCGGGGAUGAGGAGGCCCAGGGGCAUCUGAGCUGCGGCGCCGGCUGCAUCAACCGCAUGCUGAUGAUCGAGUGCGGACCACUGUGCACCAAUGGCCAGCGGUGCACGAACAAGCGCUUCCAGCAGCACCAGUGCUGGCCAUGCCGCGUCUUUCGCACCGAGAAGAAGGGAUGCGGCAUUACGGCGGAGCUGCAGAUGCCGCCCGGCGAGUUCAUCAUGGAGUAUGUGGGCGAGGUGAUCGACAGCGAGGAGUUCGAGCGGCGCCAGCAUCUGUACUCGAAGGAUCGCAACCGCCAUUACUAUUUCAUGGCGCUGCGCGGCGAGGCCAUCAUCGAUGCCACCUCCAAGGGCAACAUAUCGCGGUACAUCAACCACAGCUGCGAUCCCAAUGCCGAGACACAGAAGUGGACGGUCAACGGUGAGCUGCGCAUCGGCUUCUUCAGCGUAAAGCCCAUUCAGCCGGGCGAGGAGAUCACCUUUGACUAUCAGUAUCAGCGGUAUGGCCGCGAUGCCCAGCGCUGCUACUGCGAGGCGGCCAACUGCCGCGGCUGGAUUGGCGGCGAACCGGACUCGGAUGAGGGCGAACAGCUGGAUGUGGACAGCGACAGUGAGGGUGAACUGCUGCUGGACGAGGAGGAACUCGAGCCGGAGGAGCAGGAGCCACGCAAGCUGGCAAAGGUCAAGGCCAAGUCCAAGCUGAAGGUCAAAUUGCCGCUGGCCACGACCAAUCGCAAGCGCAAGGAGCACCAGCAGCAGCAGCAGUCCAAGCCCAAGGAUCGCGAAUACAAGGCCGGUCGCUGGUUGAAACCCACUGCCGGUGCUGGUGGUGGUUCUGGUUCUGGUGGCUCUGGUGGCUCCGGUGCCUCGGGUGGAUCUGCAGCGGGCGAGAAGGCGACGCGUAAGCCAAAGGUCAGCAAAUUCCAUGCCAUGCUCGAGGAUCCCGAUGUGCUGGAGGAACUGUCGCUGCUCAGCCGCAGCGGGCUAAAGAAUCAGCUGGACACCCUGCGCUUCUCGCGCUGCAUGGUGCGUGCCAAGCUGCUGCAGACCCGCCUCCAACUGCUGGGCGUGUUGACGCGCGGCGAACUGCCCUGUCGCCGGCUCUUCCUCGACUACCAUGGCCUGCGCCUGCUGCACGCCUGGAUCAGCGAGAGCGGCAACGAUCAUCAGCUGCGCAUGGCCCUCCUGGACACCCUCGAAUCACUGCCCAUACCCAAUCGCACCAUGCUCAACGACAGUCGCGUCUACCAGAGUGUCCAGCUGUGGAGCAGCAGUCUAGAGCAGCAACAGCAGCAGGAGCAACAGCAGUUGCACAAGCGGAUGCUGGCCCUGUUGCAAAAGUGGCAGGCUCUGCCCGAGAUCUUUCGCAUCCCGAAGCGUGAGCGCAUCGAGCAGAUGAAGGAGCACGAACGGGAGGCGGACCGGCAGCAGAAGCACGUCCAUGCGAGCACCGCUCUGGAGGAUCAGCGCGAGCGGGAGAGCAGUGGCGGCGAUCGAUUCCGGCAGGAUCGCUUCCGGCGCGACACCACCAGCAGCCGCAUAAGCAAGCCCAUCCGCAUGAGUGGCAACAACACGAUAUGCACGAUAACCACCCAGCCGAAGGGCAGCAAUGGAGCCAUGGACGGCAUGGCCAGGAGCGACAGUCGCCGUCGGCCCGACAUGGCCACCGCCGCGGAACCAAGACGCACGCUGUCCAAGGAGCUGCGACGCAGUCUGUUCGAGAGGAAGGUGGCCUUGGACGAGGCUGAGAAGCGUGUGUGCAGCGAGGACUGGCGGGAGCACGAGCUGCGCUGCGAGUUCUUCGGCGCCGACCUAAACACCGAUCCCAAGCAGCUGCCCUUCUACCAGAACGCGGACACUGGCGAGUGGUUCAACAGCGAGGACAUGCCCGUGCCCACGCCGCAGCGCACGGAGUUGCUGUCACAGGCGUUGCUCUCCCCGGAACUGGAUGGCGGUGGGCAGGGCGGUGCUCCGCCGAUCGUCGAGUACAAGCUGCCGGCGGGAGUGGAUCCGUUGCCGCCAGCCUGGCACUGGCGAUUGACGAGCGAUGGGGAUAUCUACUAUUACAAUUUGCGCGAACGGAUAUCGCAGUGGGAGCCACCCAGUCCCGAGCAGCGCCUGCAAACGCUGGUGGAGGAGGAUCCCACGCAGCAGCAGCCACUGCAUGAGCUGCAGAUCGAUCCGGCGCUCCUCGCCACCGAACUCAUCCAGGUCGAUAUGGACUAUGUGGGCUCGCUCAGCUCCAAAUCCCUGGCCCAGUAUGUGGAGGCCAAGGUGAAGGAGCGUCGCGAACUGCGUCGCAAUCGACUCGUCUCCAUUCGUGUGAUCAGUCCGCGUCGCGACGAGGAUCGUCUGUACAAUCAGCUGGAGUCGCGCAAGUACAAGGAGAACAAGGAGAAGAUCCGUCGGCGCAAGGAGUUCUAUCGCCGGCGCAGGAUUGAUGUGACCACGGCGGUGACGGCUGCCGCUUCCCAGCUUCCGAGUGCCUCUGGCAAGCCAGAGGAUGCUCCUGCCAGCUCACUGCCCAUCCAGGCCUAUCUCUACUCCUCCGACGAGGAUGCGGCGGAUGCCCCAGCUACAGCUACUGCUCCUGCUCCUGCUCCUGCUCCUGCUCCUGCUGCUGCUGCUGCUGGAGAUCAGUCCGCAGCAGAUGGCAAUGAGGCGGCGCAGGCGGAGGAGCUCGAUGCCCUCGACAUGGCACCCAGCACCAGUCAUGCGGCUCUGGCAGCUCUGGGCAAGUCGGUUGGUGGUCAGGCGCCACAGGCGAGUGGAUCCGCCAGCAAGCGCAAGCUGCCGAUGCCACCGCAUGUGCCGGUGAAGAAGCACCGCCAGGAGCACCGCAGCAAAAAGGGCAAGAGCUCCCAAAGCCUUUUGACCACCAUAAGCGGACGCGAGGCCCAUGAAAAAUUCCGCUUUGAAAUCAGUGGGCAUGUGGCCGAUUUCCUGCGGCCCUAUCGCAAGGACAGCUGUCAAUUGGGUCGAAUAACCAGCGACGAGGACUACAAGUUCCUGAUUAAGAGGCUAAGUCAUCACAUUACCACCAAGGAAGUACGAUACUGCGAUCUGACCGGCAAUCCAUUGUCGUGUACGGAAUCUGUCAAGCACAAAUCGUAUGACUUUAUCAACCAGUACAUGCGCAAGAAGGGCCGUGUCUAUCGCAAGCCAGCAGAGAGCACCAUAUUCUAGCAUACCAUCAAUUCCGAUACGAAGCCGUAGCGGAGGUAAAUUCCAUGGGGCACAGGAAGCAGCCGCCAAGGAGAUGUCCCUUCUCGCCGCACCAGAACCCGAACCAAAUCCCACAUGGAACUAAAACUAUACACUUACUUUAUCUGUACACUUUAGGUUCUUAGCGUGUGACCUACCCCUCGAAGUGGGUAGCGUCUUCAUUGAAUAUAACUAGAAGAUUGUAGACUUUCGGCAUAGAGAUACAAAAAAAAAAAAAAAAAAAAAUAUGUGGGAAAAAUAUUGGAAUUUGAGAAAAAACAGUAUAAAAGCUGAAACCUAUGCAUUGCCUAAUAAUUGGUAAAAUGUCAUAAAUGGCAAACACUUGUAGCUAAUUAUUAUUAUUUUUUUUUCUUUUAUAUUUUAAGACUAAUUAAAUUUAUGAUUUACAUAAGUUUCAACAUAGUUUAUAAAAUAUCGCAAUUAAUAACAUUUUGAUAUCGAUCACAUCGACUAUUUCAAAAACGCAACGUAAUAAAUGGAUAAAA